UCAAACAUAUACCUAGCUUCAAUCAACAGAGUCCAAUAACCGCAUCCUUCUCAAGCACUUCCAUCAGCCCAACUACACCACACAAUGCCUUCCCCAUUCCAGCAGAAGUACUCUUCCCAGAACCACAAGGUCUUUGGCGACAACACCACCCCAGCUAUGCCUGAAGCACCCAAGCAAGAGGCCGACCGCCGUUCCUCAGAGUCUUCAGUUGGUUCGUCAUCCUAUGACGGCCGUCGUAGGUCUUCCGCCGCGCAGCGAUUUGGAAACCUAGAGGCUCUCAAGCGUCGUCAAGACGAAGAGAGCAUGGCUCGCAGGCAGUCAUUCCACGACGCAUACGGAAAGCCAGGCUUCAUUGGAACUCUUUGGAACAACUUCACCCGUGGUCCAAUCUCACCUUCUCAGAAGUAGCCUGAUUAGCAACUCUGAUAUUCCUUUGGGUCUAUUGAUUCAGUAUGUUAUAGCGAUGAUUGGAGUUCGAUGCAGCAUGCAUUGCCGCGUUUGCGCAAAAACAGCAUAGCGAUGGAAUUGGUCAGUUUUUAGACGACCAAAUGACUUGUAUUAUACCAAGAGGAUGUAUCAUAUUAUGAACUAUUUGUUCUUAUGA
This is a messenger RNA of Alternaria rosae, 604 nucleotides long. RefSeq lists its product as uncharacterized. NCBI's taxonomy places the organism in Eukaryota, Fungi, Ascomycota, Dothideomycetes, Pleosporales, Pleosporaceae. The record is from RefSeq and is a predicted model, not a curated record. Bases 85 to 408 code for a protein of 107 amino acids. The transcript has 3 exons.